AUGCGUCUCCUUCUCGCCUAUCAAAAUCUCAUUCCACAAUAUGGAAAUGGACGAAUGGGGGUGGAAAAGCGCUGGAAAGGCUUGGGCAAAGGAAGACGAUCGGCUGAAGGGCAACGAGAUAUUAUCCCACAAUUGAGUGACGUCAGCGAUACGGAUGUUGGCUGUGCUGGCGCAACUCUUGGCUUGAUGCAAUACUCGAAUGGACGUGUGUUCGUUGAUGUUCUCUAUCCAGAUCAAGCUGCAAAGGAUGUCAUUCGAUCAACGGCUGGUGGAUUGAUCUCGAAUGUUUUGAACGCUUUCCAAGGAAUGUUGGAUGGUUUAGAUUGGAUGGACAACGACAGUAAGAAAGGAGCUUAUGACAAAGUUCUAAGCAUACAAAAGAACGUGGCCUUCCCGGAUUGGAUCACUGAUAAUGGGAAACUCGACGAUUUCUACAAGAACUUGAUGCUCACUGGAGAUGACACGUAUUACACGAUUCUCGACAAGUUGACUGUCUUCAAUCUCUGGACACAGUACAAUCAACUCACUGCCACGUCGACCGAUCGAACCGACUUCCUGGGACAACCGGGAAUUGUUAAUGCCUGGUACCAGCCCGAGCUGAACAGCAUCACUUUCCCCGCCGGUAUCCUCCCGUCCUCCUUUCUUCCAUCCAGAAUGGCCAGCGUCCUUGAAUUACGGUGGAAUGGGUCUUGUGGCUGGACACGAGUUGACACACGGAUU
Mesorhabditis belari is the source of this 720-nucleotide messenger RNA. Lineage: Eukaryota; Metazoa; Nematoda; Chromadorea; Rhabditida; Rhabditidae. The record is from the annotation of a GenBank genome assembly.